AUCGGCCUGGCCCAAUGAAUGCCCACCUCCACAAACCAAUCCCCUCUCUAAUUUCUCAAAAAAUUACGCGAUGUGUAGCCUUGGUUCGUUGAUUCGUGUUUCAAAGAUCCAAAUACAAUUUGCUAUAUGAUUGAUUCAUUCCAUAAUGAUCUUCUCAUAACCCUAAUUAUGAUUGAUUCAUUAAACAAUGGCAAAAGAGUAAUCAAAUCUGUUUACACCACCACCAAACUCUUCUGCACCAGAAAUGCAUGCAGUAAAAACUGUGCAAAAAAUGAAGAUGUGGUGACACUGACAAAAACAAUAUCAGAUUACUCACUAAAAGGAGAAGUAGAUCAUGCAAGAAAAGUGUUUGAUCAAAUGGGUCAUAGAGACUCUGUUUCUUGGAAUGUUAUGAUCAAAGGUUACUUUGAAAACAAUAGGAUUGGGGAUGCAAGGGAACUGUUUGAUGAAAUGCCUGAGAAGAGUCCUUUCACUUGGACUUCAAUGAUCAUGGGUUACACCAAAGAAAGAAAGACACACAUUGCACUGAAACUCUUUAUAGUGAUGCCAUGUAAAAACGUCGUCAGUUGGACUGCUAUAGUUACCGCACUUUGUCAAGAUUCACAGAUAGAAGAUGCGUGGCGCUUGUUUAAGGAAAUCCCUGAGCCGAAUUCGAUUUCAUGGUCUACCAUUAUAUCGGGUUUACAGCAAAAUGGGUUGGCUACCAAAAGCUUGGAUGUGUUUAAAGAAAUGUUGUUGGCAGGAGUCCAACCAACUUCACAUUCAUUUACUAGUGCUUUGGCUGCUUCUGCUGAUCUGGCAAUGCUUUCGGUGAGCGAACAGGUCUAUUCUCAAGUCCUUAAAAGAGGUUUUGCAAGAAAUAUUCAUAUAGGAAAUUCAUCCAUUUCUAUGUUCAUAAAAUCAGGUAGUUUCGACAAUGCUAGCCGUGUUUACAUGGGGUUGCCCUGGCGUGACAGUGUUACUUGGAAUUCUAUGAUUAUGGGUUAUGGGCAACACGGAUUUGGUAUUGAGGCGAUUAUGUUUUUCCAUCAAAUGCAAAAAGCACGGUUUUUACCAGAUAGUAUCAGUUUCUUGGGAGUUUUACAUGGUUGCACGCAUUGUGGUUUCAUAGAAGAAGGGAAGCAGUAUUUUCAAAGUAUGGAAAUGGAUUAUAACAUUUCGCCAGGACCUGAGCACUAUGCCAGCAUGGUUGACCUAUUUUCUCGUGCGGGGCUGCUUAGAGAAGCACAUGACAUUGUCAUACGAAUGCCCUUUGAGCCCACACCUGUUUUUUGGAGGACAUUACUGAAUGGAUGUAGGAUUUGGGGCAACUUGGGACUGGGAAUUCAUGUCGCUGAAAAGAUUUUGGAACGCGAACCUUAUAAUUCAAGUGCAUCGUUAAUGGUUAUUGAAAUCCUUGCAUCAGCUGGCAAAUGGAAGGAGGUAAUGGAGAUGAGGAGACAAAUGAAGGAAAGAGAGGCAAGAAAAGAGUUGGGCUGUAGCUGGGUUGAAGUAAAGGGGAGGAACCAUAUUUUUACUACAAGAGAUGAAACUCAUCCGGAAUUAGAUCACAUUUAUCCAACCCUUGAGUUGUUAUCUUACAAUAUGGCUGAGUGUGUUAGUAUUUAAGUGAAUGGAGAUUGGGGAGCUGUUACAAAUCACAGAGUGUCAUAGAUAUUCUCUUCGUCGUGUUGGUUUAUAAGACAGUUAUGGAUGCCAAAGCUUUGAACUCUUUCCGGUGGAUUCUUGCUUUAUAAUUUUGAAUUGGGUACUAGUGAAAUGGUUUUUUGGCAAUGAAGUAGAUCAUGAAGGAAGGCAUCUGGUGGUUGAAAGGAAAUGCUAAACAUUUCAUGGCGGUGGCAUAAUUUUGAAUGUGCAAUUUUGCAUAAUUCCUCUUGGAUUACUGCUUCGGAGGUUGGCCAAUCAAUUCAUGAAGUCCAAAUUACUCGUUUUUGGUUUUGUGUAAUUAUGUUAUGUUAAUUGGCAUGGUAGAUUUCUGUCAAUAAGGCAUUCAAGAGCUAACUUAAAGAUAGGAACAAGAAAUUAGCCUCAUGUGGUUAUGAUUGGCUUUGCAGUUAUAUGACUGCAAAGGGUGUAGAUGCCAAAGUCUGUAAAUCUCCAUGAAUCAAGAUGACUGUUACAAAAGUUGGAUGAAGGCACCCUCUUGGUGGAUUUCAUGGAGAUGGCCCAAAAUGGAUUGCAGCUCCUUUGUGUUAAGAGUUCUGAAAGGGCUUUGUGUUCACAUAUUGGGCUCCAAGCCCAUGGCACAUUCCAAAAGGUACUGACAUUGGAAAUUCACUUCAUUCUUGGGUUGCUUAGCUUUACAUCUGUAUAUAGAAGUUAAUAUAACAAUGCAAAAAAUAAUUCAGCUUUGGUCAGUUUAUGCUGAAAAUUAACUCAAUAGUUGAUUAAAGUAACAUGUUAAAGAGAUAUUUA
Messenger RNA from Camellia sinensis, 2415 nucleotides. RefSeq names its product pentatricopeptide repeat-containing protein At2g13600. The record is from RefSeq and is a predicted model, not a curated record. NCBI's taxonomy places the organism in Eukaryota, Viridiplantae, Streptophyta, Magnoliopsida, Ericales, Theaceae. Gene Ontology annotation, molecular function: protein binding; RNA binding. Gene Ontology annotation, biological process: RNA modification.